AUAUACAACCCACUUCCUAGUAGCUCAGGCUGGGCCUGAAGGUUAUAAUCACAAUGGCCGCCGUCUUGACCACGCUGUCGACAGUUGCGAAUGUCGUUACCACAAUCAAGGGCAUCCACUCCCUCGUCGACCGCGCUCAUGAAUCAUCUUCCGAUAAACACUACCAACGAGGUGUCCACAACCUGACCAAGGGCAUGGAGAAGUUGAACAAUGUCCGAGACAUACUAAAGCCUUCUGAAGUAUUAGAACUUACCCAAACUCACGAUGAACUGCACGACCUUGCUGUGGAUGUCGAACAGAAAAUCGACAAUGCGCGUAGCGACGCAGCCUUAGGUGUCAAGAAUCCAUUCCGUAAUGAGGGUGUCAAAGGGGAUGCCAAGAAGUUUGAGAAGGACACGAAACGGUGGUCAACGAAGGCAAAAAGAUCCUCAGCUCGUGCAAUGUCUCAACGACUGCGACAGCAGUACGAAAAUCGUCUGCCACCUCCCGACACGGUGCAGGGUGAAACCCAGGAGGUUCAGAUGCCGCCUUCAUAUGCAGACUCAUCGCACAGUGAUGAUCAUCAGGUGGAAACAGAUCAAGCACCACCUUCUGUUCAGCAAGAGCAAGACCUUGGUUUGGCGAGCUUAUCGACGCGCAAUGCCGAGCAACCAGAAGCAAAUCCCUUGCCGGACCACAAGCAACAUGCUUUUUGAAGUGGAUGGUACAUUGUGCUGCGUUGAGCCUUGGAAUGACACUGGCUUGUACUGCGCGGAGUUAGGCUAGCUUUGUCGAACGAUAUUCAAAUGCGUCAAUUGUGUAUGAUUAGCUCGCAUACCCUGAUUUGGAGAUGUUAUUAGACUGUUGGCAC
This is a messenger RNA of Somion occarium, 850 nucleotides long. Lineage: Eukaryota; Fungi; Basidiomycota; Agaricomycetes; Polyporales; Cerrenaceae. The record is from the annotation of a GenBank genome assembly.